ACAUGAAGGUUGAUACGCUGAAUGAGAAGAAGUCACGCUACGAAGCAGAGCUAGCUGAUGUUCGAGAGAACGUGCGCGAGUUGGACGGUGAGCAUGUACGAACUACGCUCCCUACUGUCGUAGUCUAGACACAAGUGCUUCUAGGUACCGAUCAGGAGCUAGCGGACCGCUUGAAGAACUUCGAUAAUCAUGUCAUGACGCAGAAGCAGAAGCAGCGAACCGAGACGGAUAAGGCUCAAGAUAUCCAAGAGGAGCUUCAGUCUGUCAGGAAAGAGCACGUUAAAGAGAUUGGGCAGCAGGGUGAACUCGUUGCAGAAGAGAAGGCACAAGAACUACUCAUCGCCGAACGCGAGGAGCUCAUACAAGAGAUCAGCGCAAGACAUCAGAUCAAGGGCUAUGAUCAUACGCCGCUCGACAAGCGCGAAGUGGCGACUUUAUUGAGAAGCUCAAGGACUUGCGUAGGCGGCAGAACUUGGAGACCGACAAGUUGCAGGAAGAGAGCCAAACACGCAGCGACGAGUAUAAUCUACAGUUAAGGGGCUUGCAUAAUACCGUCGAAGGCCAUAAGCAACAGAAAGCCGGCUUGAAGGACCGGAUUACGGCCACGCAGUCUAGACUAACUCAAGCCGAACUAGAAGUUGACCGCGCCGG
Molecule: messenger RNA, 651 nt
Organism: Fomitopsis serialis
Lineage: Eukaryota; Fungi; Basidiomycota; Agaricomycetes; Polyporales; Fomitopsidaceae
Exons: 4
Coding region: 195-536 (113 amino acids)
Source: RefSeq, a predicted model, not a curated record